UGCGCGUGUAGCGAGAAUCUCGUACGAGGGCGAAUUCGAUUUCAAUGUUGAAUAUUUUUAAACAGAGAAAGGAACAUUUUUUUUUUUAAUUCAGAACAAGAGAUUGAUAAAGAGGCGUUUCUCACUAUGGAUGCUGACAUGGCGAAGGAAUUGAUUCCGAUCCUCGGGCAACGAAUCAAACUUUUCAACAAUCGAGCGCUGUAUAUUCAGAGCCAAACCCCAAACAAAGUGAACGAUACCGUGGAAUCCUCGGGCGCAGACACAGAGGUUUCUGUUCCAGAAACGUCGAGUUCCGUUGGUGCAGCAUCCGUCGAAAGUUUGAUGGCAUGCCCUGAUGAGUCUAACUGCGUCGAUAAUGGCGAGGAACUGAAAAAACUACUGCAGCAAAAUCCAAGGGGGAUCGCGAUUCUCAAUUCGCAACAGGUCUGCGAUCGCGAUCGCCGAAAAAUAUGCGAAAUUAUUGUUGAUCAUCUCCUCAUGUUCAAGAGACUAUUUUUCAAGAGAAUAUUUUCGAAUUUUCAAUUCAAAUUCGUAUUUGAUAAUAAAUUUGAUUUAAUAAAUUUAAUUUAAACUGAUGACGUUUUGUUUACAGGCUCGCAUCGUCGGAUUGGCAAUUUUGGGCGCAUGAAAUAUGCGUUCUUUUCAAAAACGAAUAGCCGGGAAAGUAUUUCACUUCAUACCACUCGAAACCAAAACGAUUGGCAAGUGGAAAAUUAUGGAACCAAUAUUGUAAUUCCAAGCGAUAUCUGAAGAAAACAAAAUUGAUUGACUCGACUUCACAAACGGAGGAUACAACGAUUCCUUUGGAAAUCACCCAGAAAUUAGAAAAAUUAAGAGCUAUGGGUCCUCAAGAUCCUGAGUUAAAAAACCUCUGGCAGGCAACAAGCAAUCACCGCAGGAACCUCGGAACCGUGGACGAGUACUUUCUGUUUUAUCCUAUUUUAGGAUCGUCCAUGGGAAUCUCUUUGCUUUGCCUGGAUUUCGAAGCGAGGAAGUGGGUUACAGAUCCACACGUCUUUCUCAAAACUUGGAACAAUGUGGCACAAAAAAUAUUGGCUUUCGCCAAGACCAAAAACAUCGGCCAAGAACUUUUGAUCGAGCAAGCGAUCCCGGCGACUUUAGAGUUACUAACUCUUCUUUAUCUCUUCAGAACCAAUCGAAUUCCGACAAAGCCUGGAACGAGAUGGCGGCAUUCGCAGGUGGAAGUUGCAGAGAGUUUUGUCAUGCAAAUUGAGAAUUCUGGAGAGCUUGACAGCCAACUGGAAAAACGGCGCACAAAACUCCUCAAAUAUGGGUUGACGCUACAGCCAUUCGUCGUAAUAAUCGGAUCGAAAACGAGUUUUUCGUCUGUACUUGUAAUUGUAAACGACGCCAAGUAUGAGUGCUCGAAUUUGAUGGCAGCGGUCGACUGCUGCUUUAAAAUAACCUGGGCGUUAUCCACAAAGUACCAGAUGGAAUCAGAAAUCAUUUGGAAGUUUUUGGAAAAAUACGUCUACGACAUCAAAAGUGAUGAAGUCUCCGACAAAAUUUUUCUCUCCGUAGACGCUUUGUGGUCCGAUAAUCAAACCUAAAUUUAUGGGUUUAAAUCAGGUACCGAAAUAAGUGUGCUACCGUACGGCAAAUACAAUUUAUUUCUGAAUAUUACUUCUGAUAUUACUA
Messenger RNA from Venturia canescens, 1659 nucleotides. RefSeq lists its product as uncharacterized. The transcript is spliced from 6 exons. The record is from RefSeq and is a predicted model, not a curated record. The coding region runs from base 840 to 1571 and encodes 243 amino acids. NCBI's taxonomy places the organism in Eukaryota, Metazoa, Arthropoda, Insecta, Hymenoptera, Ichneumonidae.